CAUCCCGCAACCGCUACUGCGUCAUCGCAACCGUUACGGUGACCGUAAUUGCUACUGUUUUUCAAAACCUUGCUUGUACCAAUUUAGUUGGUCUUUGGUUCAUGGAUUUGGAAUGUGAAAGGGAAAAGUUGUGUGAAAUACAGGUGAAAUAUAGUUAUAUUUUAUUCACAUUUCACCUAUUUUUUUCACUUUUCCUUUUCAAAUCCCUACUCAAAUUCAUGAACCAAACACAGCGUUAAAGAACUUGAGUACACACCUCAAAAUACAAAAGCUCUCUUUGUAUACCAUUACUUGUAAACAUAUAACCUACUACAUUAUCAUUUUCCAAUACUUAUCAUCUCCGCCAUUAUCAUCUAACACACUUAUAAGAUCACUUCUCUUCUCCAUUAUCCAACUUCCCUAAAUGCAAAAAUGUUGUUGUCUUUGAAGAUUUAGGGUUUAAGGUUUAAAAACAUUCAAAUCGAUCAUUUUUGAAGAUUUGCACACCAUGGAUGACACUCAUUUUGUUGCUUUGGAGCAAUGCAGCAAUGAAAAGAACGAUGCAUCCACCCCAUGUAGUAAAGUUGGAACUGAAUGUAUUGUUGACUACACAAGUCAGUUUGAUACUAAAGAGGUUUUCAAAAGUAAAGAAGAAUUGCUUAGUUGGGUACAGGAGGUUGGUAAGAGAAGUGGUUUUGUUAUUCUGAUCAAGACAUCGGAUUAUGGUGGUGGUCGUAGGAGACCAAGAAUAUAUCUUGCUUGUGAGAGAAGUGGACAAUAUAGAGUUAGAAAGAAACCAAAAGUAGAUUCAAAGAAUAUGAUUUCAAAGUUAACCAGGACAAAGAAGUGUGGUUGUCCCUUUGAUUUGAGGGCUCACAAAUUGAUGACAGGUGAUGAUUGGAUAUUGGAUGUGGCAUGAGGAGUGCAUAACCAUCCACUUGCAGAACAUCUCGAGGGACAUUCAUAUGCAGGGAGAUUAUUAGAGGAGAAAACUUCAAUAUUAGUAGAUAUGUCAAAGAGUAUGGUUAGACUGAAAGAGAUUUUGAUCACCUUGAAACAAAGGGAUGCCUUAAAUGUCACCACAAUGAAAACAAUUUACAACAUACAUCAUAAGCAACAGGUAGUAGAGAUGGUUGGGAGUUCACAGAUGCAAUAGCUGUUGGGUGAAUUGGAAAAACAUAAUUACAUUGAGCGGCAUAGGUGUGAGGAGAAAAAUAUGACUAUCACAGACUUAUUUUGGGCACAUUCUGUGAGCUUGGAUUUUCUUCGUUCAUUUCCCCUUGUAUUGAUCAUGGAUUGCAUCCAUAAGACAAACAGAUGUGGUCUUUCGCUACUCAAGAUCAUAGGUGUGACAUCUACAAACAUGUCAUUCUUUGUAGCUUUUGCGUAUAUCCAAUUUGAGCAUGUCGAUAACUACAUAUGGGUAUUAAAUACACUACGUAGUCUCAUGAAUGACAUUGCCCUCCCUGAGCUGAUUGUCACAGACAAAAAAUUUGCCUUGAUGAAUGCCAUUGAUAGGGUGUUUCCUACAUCCAGACAUUUCUUAUGUUGGUGGCAAAUUAGUAGGAAUAUAUUGACAAAAUGCAAGAAGAUGUUUGAGACAAGAGAUAAUUCAUGGAAUUUUGUAGUACUCUCCUCCAUUGAAGGUGAAUACAAUGAACACCUUGCCACAAUGCUUAAGGAGUUUUGUACAUAUCCCGAGGCAAUUGAUUAUGUCACACAAACUUGGUUGAAUCCAUACAAGGAGAAAUUUGUGACGGUAUGGACAAACAGUUGUAUGCACUGCGGGAAUGUAACAUCGGACCGGGUUGAGAAAGCACAUGCAAAACUGAAGAGGCAACUCUGUUCUGGCCAAGUGGAUUUUGAGUGCUCUUGGACCAAAAUACACAACUUGCUUGAGCUGCAGCACACUGAUAUUAAAGCAUCAUUUGAGAAGAGUUUAACAGUUGUACAACACCAAUUUCGACCAUCUCAUUUCAGAGAGCUUCGGGGUAAUAUAUCUAUUAUUGCAUUGGAGAUUGUCUUGGUGGAGAGCAAGCGAGCUGAGUUCACUGGCAUUGAUUCUUCAGCAUGUGGAUGUGUCAUUCGACACACCCAUGGAUUACCUUGUGCCCACAAGAUUGCCAAUUACAUCAGACAAGGUCGUCCAAUACCAAUUUAUAGCAUCCAUUCUCAUUGGAGGACACUUGAGAUAGUACUAGAGUUGACUUGUAAACCAGAGUUGGAAAUGAUUGUGAAGUAUUUCAAUGACUGUGAUACCACCAAGCAGUUGGAAAUUCUGAAGAAGUUAGGAGAGAUUGCAAAUCCAGAAAGCACUUUCCUCAUUGAACCUGAUGUGAAGCCCAAUCCACGAGGAUGUCCAGCACAUAAAAAGAUUGAUGUAUCUAUCCGUCGUGACCCAUAUGCAUUUGAGAUUGUUCAAUCUGGACAUGAUAGUCACUCACCUAAGGGUACCCAGAUGACUACGCUUGCUUCUGUCCAAGUAAACAAAAAACGACAUUUCAAGCAGAAGGUGUUUUUGUUGCCGGGGCAUCCAGGAAAUGGACCGGUAAGCAUGUCCUCAUUGGCAGAAGCAUCAUCAUCGGCAUCUCCCACAACAUCGAUGGCAUCCUCUAACAUAGGAGGUGUAUCCUCAUCCACAGCAUUGUCCGCUAGAUGAUGCAUCUGAGUACGACCUCACUCCAGACUCUCGUGACGUCAAGGAUUUGUCAUGGUUCAAUGUUGUCUCUUUGAUGCAAUGAGUGGAAGUGGAACACGUUGUGAAGGUUCAUCCUCCAUUUUUGAGAAUAAAAUGAAUGUCAAACAGGAUGCUAGGACUUUCAACAACAAAUAUGAACAUAUGCAUUAGGCAAGGUUUUUUACCCAGUAGGCAGUUUAAUUGUGAUGAUUUAUGUUUCUUAAGCCUUGUACAACAAAGGGAGAUAGAUUUGUUUUGUGGACGCAUUUAAUUAUGUUGAUUUUUUACGAAGAAUUUAUGGAGUUAGGAAAAUAUGUGCAUGUAAUCCUUACAUUGGCUAUGCGGUCUUUGUUAAUGGUGAAUUGAUGAUUGAUUGGAAGUUUUCUAAUUUAAAGCUCAAGCCUACAAUUGUUUUAAUUUUGAUUAACCUUUUUGACCUAUCAGUUUAUCUUUUUCCAAUUGUUGCUAAUUAAAAUUGGCAAAAGUG
Messenger RNA from Camellia sinensis, 3143 nucleotides. The record is from RefSeq and is a predicted model, not a curated record. NCBI's taxonomy places the organism in Eukaryota, Viridiplantae, Streptophyta, Magnoliopsida, Ericales, Theaceae.